AUUGCUCGUUAGGAAUACAACCUGCGGUCCCGAACUCCUUCAACAACCCCGAACAACGACGUCGACUACGACUACUGCAUUGCACACUCGGUCACAUCUCGCACGCACCGACCCCACGGCAAUCGCGCCAAAACUGUACAAACGCGUGGACACGACACGGAGCCUACACCCUCUCCGGCACCUCGGACCCACCCCAUCGCGCUCCCCAUGAGCCCUGCGCAGUCAUCGCCAACGGCCCCGCGGCCGACCAAGCGCAAAAAGCCAUUGUCAUGUGGCGAGUGCCGGCGGCUCAAGCUCAAGUGUGAGCUCAAGUUUCCUUGCGGGCACUGCGUCAAGCGCGGUCUUGGCAGUAUCUGCCCCGAUGGCAAGCUGGUGAACGGAUCACGGCGGACAAAAAUCUUGGCUAGCACGCAGGAUCUACAUGACCGUAUCGCGGCGCUAGAGGAAGCGCUCAAAAAGGCGUCAAGCGCCUCCCAUCCGCUGCUGGAGGAUGCGCUCUACGCCAACAGGGAGGAGGUCGAGAAGACGAACGGCGCAAACGGCAACGGCGACAACGAGCACACGCCGGGAAGCAGCUCGUCUGGACGCAAGCAUUCCCGCUCGCCAUCCCCAGUGUCCCGUGGAGGCCCGCUCACCUCCACGGCGCUCUUCCCUCCACCCCCCGCAAGCGCGUAUGGCACGCGUGUCAACCCCAACCCACUCGACUUUACCGACCUCGGGCCUCCGUGCUGCAAGCGUGUUCCGGCCGACGCCUCGUACAUAGCGCGCAACUUUCUUCCGACACGCGAGAUCGGUCACUCGCUGGCCGAGACGUACUUUUCGACUUUUGGAUGGUACACGCAAAUCGUCCUCCGGUCACGCUGGGACACGGACCUAGUCCCGCACGUCUACUCGGACAUGACGACGCUGAUCAAGCCGCAAAAGCUCGCGCUGGUGCUGCUGGUGUACGCCCUCGGCGCCCUCAUGGAGCCCUCCAAGGCGCCGCACUCGGACAUGGCCAAGGAGCUGUUCUCGGGUGCCCGAGGCGCGCUCUCAGUGGACACGACUCACAGCGUGACCUACGUCCAGUGCAUCUACCUGUACUUUACCUACCUCUUGAACGACAAGGAGGACGCGGCGGCCAACAGCGAGGACUGUUGGCCUUUGCUGCGAAUGGGUUUGGCCAUUGCAGAGGCGAUCGGGCUCCACCGCGACGCAGGCAACUGGAACCUCGACGACGAGCGAGCGCUCGAGCGACGUGUCGUGUUCUGGGAGAUGCUCACCUGCGACAUGCAGCAAAGCAUCAGCCUCAGCCGGGCCGUCGGCAUUCCCGAGUCUGCAAUCGACUGCAAACUCCCCGAUACGCCAGAAAUCCAGUUCAACAGGAAAUGCUUUGAGCUCAACAAGAUCAUUCGGCGGAUCAACGUGAGCUUGACAGACGCAUUACCAGCGACGUACUCGCAGGUGUCGUCGAUCGACGCUGCACUCGACGCGUUCCAGAGAACAUUGCCGGCACAGUUCUUGCCGACCGGCGCGCCGUCCCUCCUUGACAUGUCGGACCCAUUGCGGCAGAGGGCGGCGUUCCAGCGAUACCAGCUGCUGUUGCUCAUCAACGAGGCGAAGCUCGCCCUCCACAGGGUAUGGUUCAUGUCCAUCCUCGAGGAGGUGUCGACCGACCCGCUCACCACGCCGCUGAGCAACUCGUACCUUGCGUGUCUCGAGGCGUGUCGCGAGAUUGUCUCGCUCGUGCGCAACAUCUUGUCGCUCAAGGGCGAGGUUGUCCAGCGCCAGUGGUCGUACUACUCGCACCUGUUCUCAGCGUGCGUGUGUCUCGCGGCGUCGGCGAUCCGUGCGCCAUCGUCCUCGCUCGCAAAGGCCGUCCUCUCCGAGCUCGAGGCCGGCAUCUUGCUGUUCCAGAUGUCGAACCGCUCCGAGGUGGCCACGCUCCAACGGCUGCGCGACAAGGCGGCGCAGGCGAUCGCCGGUUCGGCCAAGGCUGUCGCCACCGAGGAGCUCGACCUGCUCGGCGCGCGCACGUUUAUGCAGUCGGCGUCGAGCCGCCAGCCGUCGUCGCAGAUCCAGCCGCCGCUCCCACUCGCAUGGGGCAUCCUGUCGAGUACGGACGGCACAAUCCCAGCCACGGCCGACACGUUCAACCCGCUGCCAGUCAACACGGAGGGCGUGGUCGAGUGGCCCAACUUUGAGAUGGAGCAGUUCCUCAACGACUUUGGACCGACGGCGUGGGAGUAGUGUACUAGUAGAA
Vanrija pseudolonga is the source of this 2242-nucleotide messenger RNA. Its product is annotated as putative transcriptional regulatory protein. Gene Ontology annotation, molecular function: zinc ion binding; DNA-binding transcription factor activity, RNA polymerase II-specific; DNA binding. Gene Ontology annotation, biological process: DNA-templated transcription; regulation of DNA-templated transcription. The transcript is spliced from 6 exons. The record is from RefSeq and is a predicted model, not a curated record. Lineage: Eukaryota; Fungi; Basidiomycota; Tremellomycetes; Trichosporonales; Trichosporonaceae. The coding region runs from base 208 to 2229 and encodes 673 amino acids.